Molecule: messenger RNA, 2726 nt
Organism: Diachasma alloeum
Lineage: Eukaryota; Metazoa; Arthropoda; Insecta; Hymenoptera; Braconidae
Product: GTP-binding protein Di-Ras2
Exons: 6
Coding region: 997-1794 (265 amino acids)
Molecular function (GO): GTPase activity; GTP binding
Source: RefSeq, a predicted model, not a curated record
GCAGCGUCAAUAGAUCAGAACGCACCUUUUACCUCGUGCCAUUAUAUAGAUUAAAUGCUUGUUGUGAAUAAACUUCAUUCUCCGAGGCAAAAUGAAAAAAUCCAUUAAAUUAUUACAAUUUGUCAACUAUUUUUUUUCCUAUCGCGUCUGUAAUAUUCGUCUUAAUUACAUUUUAUUUUGUCUUCCAAACUGGUAGUUCAUUAAAUCAUCAUAUCAUUGAGAGAUUGAGUCUCAACUUGCGCGAGACAAAGGAUCGUUCUCACCCUGUUUUACGUAGAACGACGGCGCGACCUCGUGGAGCCUACGCCCCGCAAGCCACAUUCAAUACUCAACAAAGAGCGUAGAGGAGGCGAGUAGUACAUAUUUACUUCAGAUUGCUGAAAAAACGCCAGAAAGGAAGAAACGCUACAAAGAACCAGAGUGCACUAGGGGAUUAUCAAUGUCAAGAGCAACAGAGAACAAGUCUAGGAAAUGUCUUCCUCAGAUCACCUUUAAAUUGACCAACUUGACAGAAAAUCUUUAAAAUGAAAUCUCACGGAUGUUGGCUAUGAUUGCAAAAUUGACGUAAAUUUUUAAAAACUAUGGAUUUAUAUGAUGUUUGACGAGAAAAUGAGAAAAUUAUCACAUUUUGAGGAAAAAAGAGAAAAAAAAAUGGAAAUACCUGCGGCAUUCGAUUACUAUCGGUAAAUUCAAAGAGUACUUACAAACGUCUCGAAGCCACGAAGAGAAUUUAAUUAUAAAUUUAGCCUCAAGGUUGCCCUCAAGACACUGGGCACAUAGAAUUUCCUGUGGGAUACUGGGAAACCGAGCUCGAUUGAAUGCAUCGUGUAGAAGCGACUGAAAACGACUGUGCAGAUGAUGAGAAAAAAAAAUGAAAUGAGAGUGAUAAAUUAUGUAAUUACAAUAUUGAUAAAAGUAAGAUUGACUGUGACCUAGAAAUAGAGAGGGAGAGAGAGAAAAAGAGUGUGAUUAACUUAAAUCAGUCAGUCAGUUAUCAUGACAGACUAUGAGAGAAUACGAGUGGUGGUGCUUGGGGGUGCUGGUGUUGGAAAAAGCGCUAUUCUUAGGAGGCUCCUUGGACAAGGAUUUACAGAGAGAUACCGACCCACCGUUGAGGAUCUCUACUCCAGGGAAUGCAUACUGGGAACGCUUACACUCAAAGUAGAUCUGUUGGACACUGCCGGUGACCUUCAGUUUCCAGCAAUGCGGAGACUCAGUAUAGCAACGGCACACGCUUUUUUACUCGUCUAUGCAACAACUUCUCUACCGAGUUUUGAAUGUGUCAAGAGAUGCUUUGAAGAAGUCCGAGAACAGCGCCCUGACUAUCAGGAAGUGCCAAUAGUAGUCGCUGGUAAUAAAGUAGACUUGGCAUUAGCACGAAGGGAAGUUGCAAUAGAAGACGCAAGUGAAUGGCUGUUUUGUCAACUGCCAAAGCUCAGGGCGAAAAUAAUGGAGUGUUCCGCUAAAGAUGACUACAACAUCAAAGAAAUAUUCAGAUGUUUUGUGACACUGUCGAAAAUUCAAAAGAAUCCUACUGGGGAAUUGGAUGAGUCUGGCCUCAGGAGAAGAUGCUCAGCGUACGGAUCUAGAAGUUCCGGAAGCCCAGGAGGAAAAGCAGGAAGCACGGCUGCUGGUAGCACUCAACAAGUUGUUGCAGCUCAAGGUACAAGUUUCAUUGCAGUUGCUGAAGAAGUCAAGAGUAAACCACGCAGCAGAAGUCUCAUAAGACGGGCAUCACGAAAAACAAAACAGCAAAUACGUGAAGCCCAUACCGACGACUGCAAUAUAUCCUAAACGAGCUAUUUCCUUUUUAAUCCAUAAAUAAUGAUUAGUGUUAAAUUGAAAAGACAUAUUAUUUUUAUUGAAUCCAAACAUUUAUCUGCAUUUACGCACGGAUAAUUGUCUAGUAUUAAUAUGGUGGAUGGGCCCCGAGCGAUAACAAGUGGAUCGAUCAAACCGUCAAGAUAAAUAGCUAUUAAUCUACAUUUUAUCUGGUUAACAUUUUAAUGUCCAAGGUUUCUACAGACAGGCCGAAUUUUUUUCUUUUUUAAAUCAUGAGUAGAUUUGAAUUUCAACAUUUUUCCGUCCCCAAAAAUUGUGCCAAAUCAAUGACUUUCUUGUCUUGUUGAAAAAUCAAAAUUAAAACAUUAGUAUUUCUCUUACAAGAUAAUUAUAAUUUUUACUAGAAUUUAUUCUGGAAUGAAAUCUCACCAUCUCUAUUCAAAAUACAAGCACUUUUGUCUUUUCGCACAUUAAACUAAAAAUCAAUGAAUUAACGUUUGAAAAGAGGGCACAAAUUAUUCGUAAAUAUUUUCCGAAAGAUUGUAGUAUUAGAAAAUAAAUUCUAGGAUAUUUGCAAUAUUUGAAUAUAAAUAAUCCCCGUGGUACCCGAGACCAAAAAGAAAGUGUUUACCAUUUAAUGAAAUGAAGUUUAGAUUUUAAGAAAUGAAAUGAAAGAUAAAAAUCAUAUUAUUGUGAUCCCUACUUAUCCCUCAGGUAAUGUGAGUGAGAGCAGUUCUGAGCUAGAAAUUAUUUCAAUUUCAAAGCGUAUUAUUGAGCUAGAUCCUUAAUUUUCAAUACAUAUCCUUAAGGAAUAAAUCGGUAUGUCAGUAUGUUGAUGAAUAUGAAAAAAUACAAUUGACAAGAAUGAUUUAAUUUGUAACAUGUAACAAGAAAGACAAUGAGUGAUUUAAUGAUAUGUCAAUAAAAAUGUUUUUAAUUGUUAA